GAUCAGCUUGAAAUUUUAGAAAUAAAAAUACAGUGAUCAGUGUAGCUAAAACAUGAAGGGAGAUGUUCUAUUCUAUUUCGUUCAGGUACAAAAUUCCUACGGUUGAACUACCUAGAGCAAGCACUAUUAGUAUUGCUAUAUUAUAAGUAAGGUGAGAGAUGAUACCCUUUCAUGAAAAUAGAGAGUAUGUGGACAACCAACUCAAUUAAAAAUAGCAAUGUCAAAGUGUCAAAGAUUUGGUUCAAAAUUUAAACCACGUGGUUUGCCUUGUAAAUUGCAGUUGUUUACUAAUCGGUCACAGGUUGGAAUCCUACUUGAGGAGAUCGAUUUCUUCGUUUUGAAACUAAAAAUCAGAAUGUCAAGAUGAAAAAUUUUAUUUUGAUCAUUAAAAGUAGGUAACUCAGUUCCUUUUGUUUCUGUUUCUAAAGCAAUCUAUUUGUCUCUCUGUCUAUUUUAUUCUAUCUUAUUGAAUCAUGCUAUAGUACAUGAUUUUUAAGAAUUCAAUAUCUCCAUGUAGGUUUAUCAUAAUCCUUUGUUCUAUAAUCCAGGCUAUUUGUAGUCAAUUAAGAAUUAUUAGAUGAACUAGUACAAGAAAAUGCAUUAAAGAUGCAAUCAUCAAUCCUCCCAGGAGGCAACAGUUACCAUAAAUAAACAUAUUCAUGACAUAACACCACUCAAUGUGGUUUGAUGAUAGGAUGCUCAUUUAACCUUAUGAUGACCCACUACUCAAUACUAUCAUAACAGUUAAAUAUUAAUAUCUAAUAAUUUUUUAUUUGUAGUAUCCAAUAGAUAAUUGACUUGAGUCAACAUUGUAGAAAAAUGUGUACCAACUACCAACCAAAAAUGUACUGAAUAGUAAAAGACUGCCAGUCCUCUCAAUUUUAAUUAACUUUCUCCACAUGCAUGCACAGUUAACAGUCAUGCUGACAAUGAUGCCCCACAUGAAAACUUUGUUUCAUCUUCUUAAUUCUUUGCUCUAUAAUAUGCCCAACAAUUUUGUACCAUCCAUAAUUAAAGGAAUGCCACUAGAAUAGAUUCUCUACAAAGUGGAAAUCCACUGUAACAAGAAUUUGUGGUUUGUGGAAUAAAUUUUUCUAGAAGUAAUUUACUAGUCCUAGAAGUCUAUCUCCAAAGUGAUCCUCAGUCUUUACAGUUCUGUUCACCAACUAAGUCCUGUAAUUUAUCAAUGAGUGCCUCAUCGUUUACUUGUUCAUCUUCCACCACUAUGAACACCACCCAAGAAAGAAAGUAUGAUGUGUUCCUCAGUUUUAGAGGUGAAGACAGUGCUAGUGACACUUUCAAAAGCCAUCUCUGUGGUGCAUUGUCUCAAAAACACAUAGAGACUUUUGUUGAUGAUGCUGUACUACACAAGAGAGGAGAUGAAAUGUCACCAACUCUUUGAAAAGCCAUUGAAGAAUCAAAGAUUUAUGUGGUUAUUUUCUCGAAUGACUAUGCAUAUUCAAAAGGGUGCUUGCGUGAGCUUGCAGAGAUUGUUAAGUACAAGAAAUUGAACAAGUAUCUAGAGAAAAGUUGCAAACAUGGAGAGAAGCUUUGACUGAAGCAUCCAAUCUAUCUAGAUGGGAUUCUUCUGUUACUAGGUAAGUCCUAUUGUGUUCUAUUACAAGAAGAAACAGUCUUGAAUAUUUGACCAUUUUACUUGGUAGCUUGCUUGGCAUAUGUUUGUGUUAUAUUGUUCCUAUUGGGUUGUGAUUGAUUUUAAUUUGGUAUAAAUUGUUUGUUGUUUGCAAUUGUUAGGCCUGAAUCAAGACUUAUAGACGAAAUUGUCAAAGAUGUUUUGAAGAAAUUGAAUGAUGUGUUUGCCUCAACUGAUUUUCGAGGUCUAGUUGGAAUAGAUUCUUGCAUUCGGGAAGUGAAAUCAUUAUUAUGCCUGGACACAUUAGACUUCCGAGUUGUGGGAACUUGGGGGAUGGGUGGUCUAGGUAAAACAACCCUUGCUGGAGCUGUUUUCAGCCAAAUUUUUUGUCGAUUUGACGGCGGUUGUUGUUUUGUUGCAAAUGUUAGGGAAGAAUCAGAAAAUUGUGGUGGACUGGUUCAUCUGAGAGAUAAACUUCUUUGUCAAAUUUUAGGCCAAAAACUAAACUUAGGCACUUCCCAUAUAACCCCAUUUAUUAAGCGAAGGCUUCAAAGCAAAAAGGUUUUCAUUGUUCUUGAUGAUGUGAAUAGUUUGAAACAAUUAGAAACCUUGGUAGGAGGGCUUGACCGAUUUGGUCCUGGAAGUAGAGUUCUCAUAACAGCUAGAGAUAAGCAACUACUUCUAAAAUUUGUAGUGCCAAAUAACAUAUAUGAGGUUAAGCCACUGGACGGCCAUGAAGCUCUACAACUUUUCUGUAACUAUGCCUUUAAAGUAGAUCCUAUUCCUAAAGAUCUUAUGGUGUACGCUCAAAGAGCAACGAAUUAUGCCAAAGGCAAUCCUUUAGCAUUAAAAGUGUUGGGUUCCUCCCUGUACAGAAAUAGCGAACAAGAUUGGGAAAGUGCAUUGCAUAAGUUAAAUAAAAUUUCUAAGCCUAAAAUUCAUAAUAUAUUAAGAAUUGGUUACGAUGCACCGGAUCGCAAGGACAAAAAUAUAUUACUUUACAUUGGGUAUUUUUUCGAAGAAGAGUACAGAGACCAUGUGAUAGAAAUACUUAAUAGUUGUUACUUCUCUGUAGAAGCUGGACUUAGUGUCCUCAUUGAUAAAUCUCUAAUAGAAAUAUUAGCUUCCGAGAUAAAGAUGCAUGAUCUGUUGCAAGAAAUGUGCUGGGAAAUUGUUCGUCAAGAAUCUCUCAACAAGCCAGGAGAGCGUAGUAGGUUGCACGUUCAUGAAGAUGUUUGUCGUGUACUAAGAACAAACACUGUAAGUGUUAGUAUGUUUGGUUUUGUUUCAUAAAUUAAAUUGAUGUUCACUGCUAAGAUUACCUUCACGUUCAGUUAAAUGACUUUAUAUAUAUUAAAUUUAGAGAGCUUUUGUAUGUUUCUAUGUGGUAACUUGUUAUUUAUGUGUUUGUUGAAAGGGAACCGAAUCAGUUAAAGGAAUCCUCCUAGAUAUGUCUAAAAUAAAGAAUAUAGUUUUGAAUUCUCAAGCCUUCGAUAACAUGAGCGAUCUUAGAUAUCUCCAGCUCUAUGAUUGGACCCAAUGUUUUGAAGACCCCACAAAUGUAUCAAAAGUACAUCUUCCAGGGGGUCUGAAUUCUCUUCCGGAUGGAUUGAGGUACCUAAAUUGGCACAGGUAUCCUUCUAAAGUACUGCCAUUAAAUUUAAGUCUCCAAAACCUUGUUGAACUUGAUCUUUUUGGUAGCAAUG
This is a messenger RNA of Diospyros lotus (date-plum), 3300 nucleotides long. RefSeq names its product disease resistance protein RPV1-like. Gene Ontology annotation, molecular function: ADP binding. Lineage: Eukaryota; Viridiplantae; Streptophyta; Magnoliopsida; Ericales; Ebenaceae. The transcript has a single exon. Bases 1928 to 2887 code for a protein of 319 amino acids. Gene Ontology annotation, biological process: defense response. The record is from RefSeq and is a predicted model, not a curated record.